This is a messenger RNA of Baudoinia panamericana UAMH 10762, 1440 nucleotides long. RefSeq lists its product as uncharacterized. The record is from RefSeq and is a predicted model, not a curated record. Gene Ontology annotation, cellular component: membrane. Gene Ontology annotation, molecular function: sphingosine N-acyltransferase activity. Bases 1 to 1440 code for a protein of 479 amino acids. Gene Ontology annotation, biological process: ceramide biosynthetic process. The transcript has a single exon. NCBI's taxonomy places the organism in Eukaryota, Fungi, Ascomycota, Dothideomycetes, Mycosphaerellales, Teratosphaeriaceae.
AUGCUACGGCGCGGUAUAGUCGAGCACCAACUCGGCCUAAGCGUCAAUCUCGUGCUCUUGGUGGCUUUGAUGUACACCCUCUUUCCCGCUCUACGGCAAAGGAUGAGCGCCUUCUUCUUACUCAGCUACCCCAUUACCAACCCUUCCACCGGAUCUACCGUCUACGGCCAAGGCACGCAAGACCUCUGUCUUGUAGCAACCUUCAUCGUCCUUUUCACCGGCCUCCGCGCGUUCGCACUCGAGUAUAUACUAUCACCGUUAGCCAGCCGCAUCCUCGGGAUUUCCCGCCCCAAGUUCCGCGUGCGCUUCGCCGAGCAGAGUUACAUGCUGCUCUACUACGCUCUCUACUGGACGUGGGGUCUCAUGCUCUUCAUCCGCAAUACGCCCUCUUCCACUCGCUCAAUCAACGACCUACUCAUCUCGCUUUGGCAUCCAUUUCCGCAACUCUACGUCGGUCGUGGAAUGAAGAUCUAUUACCUGUCGCAACUGGCCUUCUGGAUCCAGCAGGUCAUGGUGAUCCACAUCGAGGCUCGUCGGAAAGACCACUUCCAGAUGCUUACGCAUCACGUCAUCACCAUCGCCCUUCUCUCCUUCUCUUACCCAUACCGGCAAUGGCGCGUGGGCAAUGCCGUGCUAGUCUGCAUGGAUAUCGUAGACUGCGUGUUUCCCUUCGCCAAAGUGCUACGGUAUCUCGGGCUGCAGGUGGCGUGUGAUGCCGCCUUUGCCGCGUUCGUCAUCCUCUGGAUCGCAGGGCGACAUGUGUGCUACAAUGCUAUCUGUUGGAGUAUCUGGGCGCAUGUCGCUACAGCCGAAGUGGAUGGGGAAAGGGUCAUGCCAUACGGUGUGUAUAGUACACAUUCCGGCAAGCGACUAAGCGAGGACGGGGGGAAGGACGUGUUGGUGAACCUCCUUCAGCCCCUGCUACAUCCGCAUGCGAGAACGUUCAGUUUCAAUGCGAGUAUUCGGUGGCUGUUCCUGGGGUUGCUCUUGGCGCUGCAGUGCAUCACCAUCGGGUGGUUUAUCAUGAUCUGCCGCGUCGUCGUACGCGUGCUUCGCGGAGAGGGAGCGGACGACAGUCGGUCUGAUGGCGAAGACGAAGAUCAAGCGGCGGAUGAGGAGGAGGCGUCGGCGGCGGCCAACGACGUGCCAGCGCAGCCCUCGGAUCACCUCGCCCUGCCUUUGACGAAGCCGAAGCCGCGCUUCAUCGAGAUUGAGUCCACGGGCGAGGACGUUGUCCGGCCAUCAUACGCGAAACGGAGAGUCGCGUCUGCCUCUGGUGUCAAGCGGAAAGGCAAAGGCUUCAGCUCCGGUCUGAACCUCGGCGAGCACAAGGAGAUCCUGAAUCGGAUCGGGUGUCUAAGCGAGGAGCAGCUGGCGCGGGAGAGGGAGAAGAGGGAGGGAGGCAGCUCACGGCCGGGCAGUGCCGCCGGGAAACGCUGA